GCACUGUCUCCAAGAUGCUCACUAUUGUUGCGCCAAUCACCUCAGUGUCCAUAAGCACCAGUGGAACCCAGGCGAUAGAGGAACACUGACCUUCAACCCUGUCCAGUAUUCUUCCUAUGGAGAAUAUCAGUGUAUGGCCAGAAAUAGUGUGAGCAACAGAACUAGCAACCGCUACACACUCCUAGUGAAUUAUGGACCCAAGCAACCUGUGAUAGCUGGUGCACCCAUUGCCGAAACAGAACAAAGAGUGACCUUCAACUGCUCAGCCUCCUCUCAGCCUCUCAGCCAGUUCAGCUGGUUCUUCAAUGGCUCCCAGGUGGCAACUGGCUCAAAGUAUGAUACAGGCCCACUGACUUUAGCCAGUCAUGGGGAGUAUACCUGUGUGGCUUUCAACAACGCCACUGGCAGAAACAGCACUGUCUCCAAGAUGCUCACCGUCAUUGAGGCUAUAAAGUCGGUGAUGGUGAAACGAAACAAAACGCCGAUAUCAUCUGACAACCUAACCCUGACCUGUGACGUCACCGGGCGCUAUGACACCAUCUACUGGAUGAAGGACAACCUGUCUCUGGUCCUGAACAACACCUUGAACACUGACAUAACCAUAUCUAACAACUCUCUGCACUUCAGUCCAGUCAAGGUGUCUAACGAUGGAAACUAUCAGUGCGUCGCCACCAACCUCCUUCGCCCACACACCAGCCCUAAAUACCAGCUAUUGGUGAACUAUGGCCCUUUGAGUGUGAACGUCUCUGGCCCAGGCUUAGUGGUGAUUGGCUCAGUAAUCCCUGUCAGUCUGAAGUGCUCAGCCGACUCCCGGCCAACCAGCGAGUACCGGUGGAAAUACAACAACCAAGCAUUGUCCACGACUGGUCCUUUGAUGGCUGUAGGUGUCUCCUUGAAAAAUGCAGGGAUUUACACCUGUGUGGCCAAGAACUCUCUAACCAACAUCUCAAUGUCCAAGACCAUUAGUCUGGAUGUCACUGGCCACUCGCCUGCCCCUCCAUUCCAGUCCAGAGUUGGUCUGAUGUUGAUGGGCCUUGCAGCUCUCUCUCUGCCUCUGAUCAACCACUGAGACUACCACACUGCAUGUCUGCUGGCUGGGAGCCAAUCACUCCCUUCCCUCUACCCUCACUGACUCCCCUCGCUGAUCUGAAAAAAGAACUGGAUAGAAAUAAGUGGUAUUGUCAAUAUUGUAAUUGCCCAAUCGUACCAUCAUAGGACUGGGUUUAGUGUGCUUAUCUCUUUUCCAAUGCUUUUAGAUUGUGAGGAGAGAGUCAACAUGAGGUCAGAAGGGAGGGGCCUAUCCCCUUAGAAUAGAACCCACCUCAACAGUUUGUUUUUAUGUCAAUCAUCUCUAUAAACUGAUAUUCUUUUAAAAAACUGGUCUUCCGCAUGGUAAUUGAAGGCGCAAAGAUUCGCUGCUCAGUUGUGCUGCCUAUUUCUGAUUCUAAAUAAAAGUUCUUAGAUAUUCA
Molecule: messenger RNA, 1469 nt
Organism: Oncorhynchus tshawytscha (Chinook salmon)
Lineage: Eukaryota; Metazoa; Chordata; Actinopteri; Salmoniformes; Salmonidae
Product: carcinoembryonic antigen-related cell adhesion molecule 5-like
Exons: 7
Coding region: 134-1069 (311 amino acids)
Source: RefSeq, a predicted model, not a curated record